AUGGUUGGCUCCGGACUCGUAGGAGAGGUGAGAGCCUCUGGAAGUGCGAGUGCCAUUGAGGCGCCGAAGCAGAGCUUCAAACCCUUUUUCAAGGCCUUAAAAGAGUCGAAGAGCCGGGGAGACUGGUUCAAAGCCUUGAAUGUUUUACAUCAAGCUCGCCGGCAAGGCCUUGAGCUCAACAAGGUCCUGACCACCUCGGCCCUGUCCUCCUGCGCCGGCGCCGCCUCAAGCGCCGAAACCGCGCCGCGGCUGCGGGGCGCCGAGCCGCUGGCGCAGUGGCGAUGGGCGGUGAAUCUUCUGGAGUCGAUGCGGCAAGCCGAACUGGAAACGAACCUCUUUGCCUGGAGUGCCUGUGUCUCCGCCUGUGAGAAGUCGCAGCUGAGUCAAAAAGACGUGCUGUCUCGUGACUUGUGGUCACUGGGUCUGCAGUUCCUGGCCAAAGCUGCCAGCGAAGACUGCGGCGUGAACGUGGUGCCCACCAGCGCUGCCAUAGCCUGCUGCGAAAAAACGCGGCGCUGUGGCCAGUGGGACAGGGCCAUCCACCUUCUCCAACAGAUGCCAACGAGCUCUGUGGAAGCCAAUGUGAUUAGUUUAGGAGCAGUUCUCAGCAGCUGCCAAAAAAGCUUUUGUUGGGGAACGACCUUGGAGCUGCUGGGCGCAGCGAAACAGCGCGGCCUGCAGCCCAACACGAUCGUGGUAAAUGCUGCAAUUUCGGUCUGCCAGAAGUUUCAGACCUGGGAGGCGGCUUUAGAAUUGCUUGGGCCAAACUCAAGUGCUGUAUCCUUUGGUGCAGCACUGGGCGCUUUUGAACCGGGCUCAUGGUUCUGGAGCUUGCAGCUCUUCACCUGCAUGACACAGCAGACCUUGCAGCCGAUGGUCUCCACUUGGAAUUCAGCCUUAUCUUCAGCUUCGGCGAAAUGGCGAUGGGCCUCCGAAAUCCUAGGACGGAUCCGAUCGCCCGAUACCUUAAGCCUGGCGAGUGCCAUUACGGCCUUCGCAGCAGGCAUCAAAGAUCCGACUUCACCUGAGGCGACCCUUUCGGGACUGCAGCAAGUGCAUCGGCGGCUCAGAGAACUGCCCGGGGAUCACAGCGGCUGCGACGCGGAGGUGUUACAAGCCACAGGUCGUGCAGGCAGCUGGCACCUGGCUCUGACGAUUUUCAACGAAGCCGGUGAGGCAGCAAAGAUCCUGCCGAUGCCGGGCUUUGCAGGUGCCCUGCGCGCAUCUCUGCUUUGGAGCCAAGCGGCCUGGUCCUGCGAGGCUGCGUGGCAACCGAGCAGCUGGCCUUUGCCCAAAGGCUUGGCGAAGUGCGAAGUGCUGCUGCCACUUUGA
Molecule: messenger RNA, 1332 nt
Organism: Cladocopium goreaui
Lineage: Eukaryota; Dinophyceae; Suessiales; Symbiodiniaceae
Source: the annotation of a GenBank genome assembly